Dictyostelium discoideum AX4 is the source of this 1551-nucleotide messenger RNA. RefSeq lists its product as hypothetical. The transcript has 3 exons. Lineage: Eukaryota; Evosea; Eumycetozoa; Dictyosteliales; Dictyosteliaceae. The record is from RefSeq and is a predicted model, not a curated record. The coding region runs from base 1 to 1551 and encodes 516 amino acids.
AUGUCAACGAAAAUAAUAUUUGAUGUAUUUAUAUCAGAUCCUAUUUCAGUUGAUAAAAAGAUAUAUAGGUCAUGGUUAGAUGGAUAUUCAGAGAAAGAGACAUUAGCAAUAUUAAGAGAUGAUUAUGUUAGCAAGAAUAAUAAUCAACAAAUCACCCAAAUCUAUAGGACUCAACUAUUGGAGGAAACAGAAGAUCAAUAUAGAAAUUUUUCAUUACUUCAAAAAGCAUUGGAACAUCCUAAAACCUUAUCAUCACAUUCAAUGUUUCAAAUGGAUCCUUCUUCAAGAGCAUUAUUAAUUGAAGGAUUCUAUGACUUUAAAGAUACAUUAUUACGUGAAUUAAUUGGUAGAAAAUUAACAAGUGGUCAAAGAAGAGAUUUAGAUGACUUGAGUGAGAAAUUAAAACUUAGAUUAUCAUCUUGUGAAAGACAAUUUGAUAAUUUAAAAAGAAUAUCAAGAGUUGUAUUUGCAGAUUUAAAAACAUCAGCAUUAGAAAUUAUAAUGAAUGAAUUUUCAUUGUCAAGAGAAUUAUCAAAAAAAUAUGUUAAAUUAUUAUUUUUAUGUUUUCAUAGAAUUGAUUUAUCAAAAAAGAAAAUACAAUUUUUAAAUACAUUUGAUUUAAUGAGAUUAUCAGAGAUUGUAAUGAGUCAAUGGGGUGAUCCAUUGGUUGCAUAUACAUUGGAAUUAGAUACUAAAUUAAAAGAAGAUGUUAGAGAUUUAAAAACUUAUUUAGGUAGUCAAAAAGAUAUUUCUGAAAAGUAUUGGAAAUUAAUUAAAAGUAGAUAUCAAACUGUAUCAAUAUCACCAAGAAUUACACCAGUACCUAUUACUCCAACAAAUACUCCAACAAUUUUAAAUUUACAACAACCACUGUCACAGCAAACUCUGCAACAGCAACAACUACCGUCACAGCAAACACAACAACAAGCACAAACACAAACACAACCACAACAACAACAACAAACUACAUCAACAAAUACAGGUUCAACAUCACUUAAUAAUUCAACAUCAAAUACACCAGCAUUAAAUUCAACAAUGAAUACAUCUUCAAGUUUUAUACCGAUAAUGUAUCAACAACCACAACAACAACCACAACAGCAACAGCAACAACAACAACAACCACAACAAUCAAAUACAUCAACAAAUACAAAUAAUACACCAAAUAUAACAUCAACUGUUAAUAGUGGUUUAAUACCAAUUACAGCUACUAUGAAUAGUAUUUUAACACAAGAGAAAUUAAAGAAUUUAGAAUUAAAAUUUAGGUCAAUAUUAAAAGGAAUUUUAGUUAUUGGUUCAAAUCUUUCAGAUAGUAAAGAGUUUAGAAAUUUAUUUGAAGAUAUCGUUGAAAAAGUAAUUGAACCAUUGAAAAGAAUGGAAAUGGUAAUGGAUGAAGUUAAUCCUUUCUUUUAUUUCUUAAUUGAAUUAUUUUCACCAGAACAAUUAGGUAUUCAUUCAUUAAGACAUCGUGAUCGUGUUGUUCAUAAUUGGAAAUCAUUUUUAGAGGGUAUUCGUCGUGUAGUAAUUUAUUUAUAUCCAUCCUUUUUAAAUUAA